AUGAUCUUGAUAAUAAUCCUAUUGUUAUGCUUUUCUUCAGUAAACUCCAUAGAGAAAUGUCUUGAAUUUCGAACUCAAUUAGAUUGUAUUUAAAGCACUGAUAGUUAAUGUAUAAAUAGUAAACAAAUGAUAGGUGUUUGGGAUUCUGGCUAUUGUUAAUAUACAAAAAACUUAGAGCUUGGAUGUUCAAAUUUAUUAAAUUAAUUGGCAUGUAUCAAAUAAUUAGCUUAUUCAUCAGGAUAAAUUGCAAGAUGUAAUUAUUUUUAUAAAAAAAACAGGUAUUUUUAUAAAGGUGUGUUAACCAGUAUAUGAUUUAACUUAAUUGUCCUGCACAAAUCCUUUAUCUAAACAUUCUUGUUUAGGUAUUUAGAAUAUCAAUUAAUUGUGUUAUUGGGAUCCAAAGACUUAUACUUGUAGUGAAAUAAAAGAAUAAACUUAUUAAGAAGAUUUUGAGAAUGUUCUUUAUAGUGCUUCAGUAUGUGGAAGAAUUAAACGUAAAGAAUGCAAUAUAUACUUAGAUUACUUGAUAAUUCAUAGUUCUUUAAUUUGGCCAUUGAUUUCUUAUACACCAGAUUUUGCUUCUCAAGCUCAAGAUAUUUAUAGAUAAGAUUUAGGUUUGGAGAGUCUAAGUUCUAAUAAAGUUUAUGAUAGUGGAGUACUGGCUAAUAAUAAACUUUAUAGUAAAUGUGAAGAAACUAAUAAAGUUAGUUAUUUUUAAUGGUAUCAUUUUAAUGAUGCAUAAUCUUAUGCUCUUAAUAAUUGUAAUUAAGUUUAUUAUCUAUAAUUUUAGUAAAAAUAAGUGAUAGAUAGAGAGAAGGCUGUAUAGCAUUAUAAAUAGCAGAUGAUAGUGAUUAUUUAUAAAUCUUUUCAACAAAAAUAGAUUCUAUUGGAGUCAAUCAUAUUUAUUGUCGAUAUUAAGGAGGUGUGUUUACUAAUUACAAAUGCUUAUAUUUAAAUAAUGAAUUAUAAUUAAAAGAUACAUCUUACUUAUUAUCUAAUAAGAUAUAUUGUGAUUAAUUAAAUUUGAACUAAUGUCAAUAUAUAGAAUAAGAAUGUUAUCCAAUAUUAAUGGAUGGUAAGAAUGAAUAAGAGGUGACCUGUACAUUUUCAGAAUAGAAAUUGAAAGAAGCUUAAGGUUGUUUAUCUGAUACAUAAUAAUAUAAAACUUAUAGAGAUUGUGCUUCAAUAGUAAUUGUUAAUUAAGGAAGUUAUCUAGAUAUAUCUUAAGUUCCUUCAAUUUGUAGUUCGAAUUGUGUUAGUAAAGAGAAAGAUAAUUGCGAUAUUAGUGUCUGUAGAUGGAUAGAGAGUAAAUCUGAUUUUUAUGGUUGUAUUCCUAAGUUUGGAUGUAAUUAACCAGGAGUUAAUCGACAUUAUUGUAUUUAUAUGGCUUAACCUUGUUAAUGGGAUUCAGUGUUGUUAUAAUGUAAAUAAAUAUAAGACUAUGAAUUGAAUCUAAUUGAAUGUAAUGAUGCCAUCUCUAAGUUUUUAUGUGGUAAUAUUAGAACUAUGGGUUAAGAAUGCAUAUGGAUUGAUGAAGAUGAAAAAUGUUUAAAUGUUUUGAGUGUUCCUACUUUGAAACUAUUUACUACUUAUCCUUCUAAAUAUAUAGUAAAUCGUAAUCUUUGUAUGAAUUAUAAAGGAAAACAUAAAUAUGAAGAUUUUAAGUGUCCUAUAUAUUCAACUAAUGGAAAUUGUGUUACUGAAGAUCCUAGUGAAUUUAAUAAAGAUAUGUGUUUAAAAACAGAAAAAUGUCAUUGGGAUAUUCUAUAUUCUAAAUGUUCAUAAUAUUAAUUAAAAUCAAGUUGUGAAUAAAUGGUAAGUGUUUCAUCUGAUGCUUGCAGUUCAUUUAAUGAUUGUGUAUAUGAUUCAAUAAGUGAGAGUUGUAAGAUUUAAUCAUCUUAUACAAAUUGUGAUUCUCCAGGUUUAGCAAAAUCUAAAUGUUUAGCAUUAGAUUAAUACCCAUGUUAAUGGAUUCGAGGAUAAUGCAUUUAAGUAACUUAAUUUAGAGAAUUAUGUACAUCAUAUAGAAAUGUAAGUAAAUUAGUUUGUACUUCUUUGGAAACUCAAUUAUGUUAAUAUUCAAAUGGAAAUUGUUUUUUGGUUGAUGUUUAACCUACUGAUUGUUCUGAUAAUUAUAAUAGAUUUGCUUGUUAAUACAGCACAAAUAAAUGUUAUUUUUUUAAUAACAAAUGUUUAAUUUUUGCAAAUGAAUAAAUCAGUUGUGUAGGAUAUUACGUAAGUCAGAAAGCUUGUUAAGCAAUAACAACGCCUGGUUAAUAAUGUAUAUGGGAAUCUAAUUAAUGUGUAUAAAUUAAUAAACGAAUAAAUUGUUUAAAUGCAUAAUCUUAUAAGGUUAAUAAAUGGGCUUGUAUAGGAAUUGAAGCAGAGACUUCUGCUUAUUUAGAUGAUCAAUUUUAUUGUGAAUACGAUGAAACAACAUUAGAAUGUAAAUCAAAGAUUACUGAUAUAAUUGAUGAUUGCGGAGAAAAUUAAAAUUUGAAUAGAUAAAGAUGUAGUGGUUUUACAACUGGUAAAUUUUGUCUUUUUUAAAAUAAUAAAUGUAAUUAAGUAAAUUUGAAUCAUAAAUAUUGGGAUGAUAAAUUAGAUAAUAUUAAGUGUGAAUAAGCAAAUAAAUCUCUUUGUAGAUUUGUUAGAGGAAGAGUAUGUUAAUGGGUUUAAUAAUUAUGGUCUGGUUAUAAAGAUUAAAGAUGUGCAGAAGUUAAAAUUUUUAAUAUAAAAUGUUCUCCAAAUUCAUAUCCAGAAACAUAACAUUUUGAUCCACAAACCUAUAAUCCUUAAUCCUGUUCUGUACUUAUAUACUUAAGUGAUAUUGAGAGAUGUAAACCUUAAACAAAUCCAGCAACAUUAUAUACAGAAUGUAUUAUGGAUGAAACAAAUCCAUAAAACUAUUACCCUUGUGAUCAAUUAGGAAUUAGUCCCUCAAUUUGUAUUUCUACUACUUAUGGAAAAUGUGCUUAUAUUAAUAAUGUUUGUGUUCAAGCUCCUGAAUUUUCAGCUCCCUGUUCAACUCUAAAUAAAUAUGCUUGUUUAAACUCAAGAUAUUUAUGCUCACUUAUGUCUUAAUACUCUUUAACUUUUGACAUGGGAACAAUCCUCUUAGGCAAAUUAGUUACUUAAGUAUGUGAUACAUAAAUACCUAACUAAAACUGUGAAUCAUUUAAAUAUGAAACAUAAUCUUGGACAUUUUGUAGUUCAUUAUAAUAAUGUUAUGGUAGAUAAAAAAACUGUCUUAAGCUUUUAGAUAAUUAAAUUCCAAUAACAACAUGUGAUUCACCUGGGGUUAGUUAGUAUGUUUGCUUACAUUCUAAUAUGAUAUGUUAAUUUAGAAAUAAUCGUUGUUCAACAAUAUCUACAAAUAAAUGCGAAUUUGAAAAUAAUCUUGAAGAUUGUGUUUAAAAUUUAUAUUAUAAUUGUGUCUAUUCAAAUAACAAAUGUUAUACCUAAAAUUUAGUUACCAAAUGUGACAAAUAUAGUUAUACAAACAAGAAAUUCUGUAGACAAUAUUCCAAUUGUAGAUAUGAUUCCAAAACUUAUAAAUGUAUUGAUUUCGCUAUAUUGAUGGAUGUCUAAAAUAACAUAGUAAAUUAUAAUACAAAUUGUUCAACCUAUACAAAUUAGUUUGAUUGUUUGAAUUAAUGGAAAACUAACUGUCAUUAUAAUAAUAAUCUUUGUUCAGCACCAUCCACUACGCCCUCAAAUUGUCCUCAUUUAUAAUAAUACAGUAAAAUGAUCUGUCAAAAAUUUCAAGAUUGUGAUUUCAAAUUUGGAUACUAUUGUAUUGACAAAACUUUAACAAUAACUUGCGCAUAAUUAUCAGAAAAUAUUUGUAUUUAAGAUAUAGAUUAAAAUUUAUUAUGUUAUUGGGAUGGAACUUCAUGCCAAGAUAUCAAUACUUAAAUAUGUAGUGAUAUUUUAAAUAAAAAAAUAAAUUACUUUGGUUGUUAAAAAGUUAGUUAGAAUGAUAGUUCUAAAUGUUUUUAUUCCGAAGAAUAAAAACUAUGUAAAUUAGUCAAAGAAAUUAAUUAAUGUUCUGAUUUCAAUACAAAUAUUGAAUGUGCAUUAAGAGCAUAAGUACCAUGUAUUGUAGUUAGUCCAAACACAGAUAGUUCUAGCUGUAAUACAGCAACAUUAACAUAUAAUAUAAAUUUGAAUCAUUAUGGAUGCACUUAAUUAGUUGGUGAUAAAUAUAGAUAUGAUUUAUAUGAUUAUUAAUGUAAAUUAUUGGUUGGAAAAGAAAUGAUUGGAUGUGAAAAUUUGAAUAUUGAUGCAUGUAUAAAGAGUACAAGUAGUUAUUUGAGAUUAAUGUGUGGAUGGAUAGAUUAAAAAUGUUAAUAAAUAAAAGAUUUUUCAAAUAUAAAUGAUUGUACAAAGUUAAAUAAAUUUGCUUGUAUGAGAAUCGAAAAGAAUGAUUUAAUUUGUAAAUGGGAUGAUACAACAUUUUGUGGAACUUCAAGUGAAAGUUCAAAUUGUAUUUCAAUAUCCCCAACAAUACCAAUACCAAUAGCAAGUUCAGAUGCAUCAAAACCUUAUCCACCAAAACCUUAUGUAUAAGAAUAGGCUCCACAUAAUUCUUUAAGUUUAUGUAGUAAAGGGGAGAGUGGAAAAGCCUGUAUGUCAAAAGUAGGAUAAAAAGGUUGUGUUGAAUUUAAUUAUACAAUAGAGAUUUGUUCAGGAUUAGGAUUAAAUAAAAAAGCUUGCAUAGAAUAAACAACAGCAUAUUGUAUUUGGUAGAAUAAUUAAUGUUAAGAUUCAUAAUUAGAUAAUUAGAAUUGUAAUGCAGAAGUUAAUAAGAAAAGUUGUUUAGCUAUGAAUGAUGAAAUGUGUAAAUGGAAUGAUAGUACACAUUUAUGUUCAUCUCUUACAUUAGUUUAAUGUUCAGAUGCAACUACUUAUUUAUAAUGUAUGAAUGUACCAAAUAUGCAAUGUUAUUUUGUAAAUACAUGUUAAGAAUUAAAAAUAACGCCUUUAAUUUGUAAAUAAGGUUAUAAUAAAGUGGCUUGUAGAAAAGUUUAAAAUUAAGUAUGUUAAUAUAUUAAUAAUGAAUGUUCUCUUAUUGCAGAAUUUGAUUACUGGUAGAUUUGUCCAUAAUACAAAACUUCUUAAACAUGUCCUACUGCUACUUGUGAAUGGGAGAAUUCAAAAUGUAGAAUAAAAACUGAAUGUUUAAGUGAAUAAUAAUCAUAAACAAAUCCUCUUGAUGAAAUUCCUCUUAUGCUAAAUGUCUGCUCUAGAAUAAAAUUAUUUGCCUGCGUUUAAAUUUAUAAUAAAAUUGGAUGUAUGUAAAGUAGUCUAUAUUGUAAAUGGGAUGAUAUUUUAGGGUGUUCUUCAUUUAUAACGCAUUUAACUUAAAUUGUUUGUGAUGAUUCUUUCAAAUUUAAUAAAAAAGUAUGUGAUAAAUAUGCUCCUAAAUUUUGUGAAUUUAAAGAUGAUUCUUGUUCACCAAAAAUAUCAGAUUAUUAUUUUACAAAUAUCCCAAAUUAAACUUUAGCAAGUUCUGAAAUUAUUCAAGAUAUUGAAACUAAUACAUGUGAUUUUUAUGCUACAAGAGAAAGUUGUUUAAUUUCUACUAAAUAUGCAUGUAUAUGGAAUGGAUUAUGUUAAUCAAUAAAUAAUAAUGAAAAUAAUAUUAUUUAUUCUGAUCUCAAUUUAAAAGCAUGUAUUUUAUUUAAAUAAUAAUGGAGAUAAAGAUAAUGUUUUGAAACAAACUUUUUAUUUAAACCUAAUGAAGUUACUGAUGUAAAUGUUCAAAUGUGUGAUACUCAAUUUAUAUCGAAAUCUACUUGUAUUAAUAUAAGUUCUGAACCUUGUACAUUUAAUAUUAACACUAAUAAAUGUGAGAAAACUAUUAAUCUUAAUAAUAAUUGUUCAUAUUAUGAGAUUGUUAAUCAAAAAACAUGUUAACUUUUAAAAAAUUAUGCAUGUCAAUAUAGUGAAUAAGCAUUUUCAUGUGUUAGUGUCAAUUAAAAUAUAAUACCUUAAAACUUGGAUGGAAUAUCACUUAAAGCAUGCAUUUCUUUAUCUAUUCCAGUAUAUUGGAAUAAUGGAUGUAAAUAAGUAAAUCUAUUUUAAUGUGAUUUAAAUUUUAAAAGUUCACCAUCAGCUUGUGCAUUAUCAUUAACUCCGUGCAUUUAUGAUUAAUUAACAUCAAUGUGUAUAUCCAAAUUUAAUAUAAAUUCAAUAUUUUGUGAUAAUCCAGGAAUCAGUUAAGAACUUUGUACGUCAAUCAUUAGAUAACCUUGUAUUUUUAAAUCAAAUCAAUGUUAACUCAUAUCAAAUAACUUGUCAUGUAGUUAAGCUAAACUUGUUAAUCAAUUAGCAUGUGCAUCUUUAAAUUAAUCUUGUGUUUAUGAUACAUUAAAUAAAUCAUGUAAGGCUGUUAUCUAAGCUUAAAAAUGUUCAUCAUUUGGAUUAUCUAAAAAUGCCUGUCUCUUAAACCCAUCUUGCACUUUUAAUUAUGAUUAUACUUAAUGUUAAUGCUCAUACAUAGUUUAACCAUAAAUUUGUCAUAAACUUUCAAGUUCUAAUUGUUAAACUAAUCCAUAAUGUAUCUAUGAUGCACUCCUACAAGUAUGUAGACGUAAAUAUUGUGAAGAUCUAUAAAAGAAAUAAUGUGUAGGAUCAUUAGAAGGCAAAUAAUGUUAUCUAAAUGAUGGAGCAACUUGUUAAUCAGCAGCAAAAUGUGAAGAUAUCAUAAAUGUUAAUGAAUCUUUAUGUUAAGAUAUGUUCUUUGAUGGAUUUCCAUGUUUAGGUGCCAAUCGUAGAUGUUUUAGUUAAAAUAAUUUCUUGGAUUACUGUCCUAAUUCUGAUUGUACAAGUAAAAGUUGUAAAUACAACUAAUCAAAAGUAUGUUAAGCUUUAACAUGUUCUGAACUUGAUGAUUGUGCAAAAUUAGGAAAUCAUUGUCUAUAACUCUCUAAUGGCACAUGUAUUGAAAAUAAUAGUUGCUAAAGUCUAGAAUCAGAGAUAUGUAAUGGAGCCACUGUUAGAACUUAAGCAUAAUGUUUAUUACAGAAAUAUAAUCUUUAUCUAGAUGAUAUCAUGUGUACAUCAUAAGUCUGUGAAUUGUAUGGUAUUUCUGAUUUGUGUAAUGGAAAUGAAUACAAUGGAUUUACAUGUUUAUUAGUUGAUUAAAAAUGUCUUCCUUGUGAAUAGAUUCUUGAUGUUUGUACUUGCAUGGAAGCAACAGGUAUUUGCUUAUGGAAAAAUAACAAAUGUCGUUCAGUUUAAUGUAGUGAAUUUUUAGAUGAAGUUUCUUGUAACUCUUUAUCACGUUGUACUUGGAGUUAACCAAAUAAAGCAUGUCUAAUCCAUUGUAAUAAAGUCAUCAAUUCUGAUGAAUGUGAUUCUAGAACUUAAGAAUGCUACUAUGAUUUUGCCAUCAAUUAUUGUACCGCUGGUGUCUACUAAUCACCUAAUUUAUCUAUAGAAAUUAAUAUUUAAUCUACUUAUUAAAUAUAUCUAGCAUUAUCAAUUGUUAGUUACAUAUUAAUUUUAUGA
Molecule: messenger RNA, 7518 nt
Organism: Paramecium sonneborni
Lineage: Eukaryota; Ciliophora; Oligohymenophorea; Peniculida; Parameciidae
Source: the annotation of a GenBank genome assembly